This is a messenger RNA of Seriola dumerili (greater amberjack), 2340 nucleotides long. It is a transcript of the gene nr5a2, whose product is annotated as nuclear receptor subfamily 5 group A member 2. The transcript is spliced from 7 exons. NCBI's taxonomy places the organism in Eukaryota, Metazoa, Chordata, Actinopteri, Carangiformes, Carangidae. Gene Ontology annotation, cellular component: RNA polymerase II transcription regulator complex. Gene Ontology annotation, biological process: hormone-mediated signaling pathway; regulation of transcription by RNA polymerase II; tissue development. The record is from RefSeq and is a predicted model, not a curated record. Gene Ontology annotation, molecular function: nuclear receptor activity; RNA polymerase II cis-regulatory region sequence-specific DNA binding; zinc ion binding. Bases 540 to 2105 code for a protein of 521 amino acids.
GGCGCGUACUCGACUGCUAAAGGCUGAAAGUUACACUGACAGUCCCGCUUUAAUGGGUGACGCGCUAAAAAGACUUUUGGAAAAGCCAAAGGGAAACUUACCAUCGUCUUUUACUCCGGACGCUGUGCAGUUUUGUCGUUUGAGUAAGAGACUGAUUCCCUAACUCUGCGCGCAACUGCUCCUUAACAAGUAACGAAGGAAUCCCUCGCCUGUGCUCUGCUUAUUAUUACGGCUUUUUCUUGCGCAAAUGCAAUUUUGAGAAAUUAAAUUAGUGAAGUUGAAUCAGAGCAGACACACACGCCGAGCGGCAAUGCAGCCCGGCCGGUUGGAGACAGUCUGACUCGUAGGAAUCAGGCUUCGUAUUCAGAGCAUGGUCCGAUAAUUGGAAGACAGACAGACAGACAGACACAGAAAGUAGAAAAUAGACAGCUGAAAAGACAUUUGGCUCACGCUGAGGUGUGUUUGGGAGCGUGUGCCUCUCACGUCCAGGUGUCCCGCCGAGCGGUGCGGAGUCUCCAGCUCAGGCCGGCAGCGCUGACAUGCUGCCCAAAGUCGAGACUGAAUCCCUGGGACUCUCUCGAUCGUAUGGAGAACAGGGGCACAUGCCAAGGAACAUGCAAGCCCCCCAGUUAAAAAUGAUGGACUACUCUUAUGACGAAGACCUGGACGAGAUGUGCCCCGUGUGCGGAGACAAAGUUUCUGGGUAUCACUACGGACUCCUGACCUGCGAGAGCUGCAAGGGCUUCUUCAAGCGCACCGUCCAGAACAACAAGCGCUACACAUGUAUAGAGAACCAGAGCUGCCAGAUUGACAAGACCCAGAGGAAGCGCUGCCCGUACUGCCGCUUCCAAAAGUGCCUCACCGUCGGCAUGAAGCUAGAAGCUGUGCGGGCGGACCGUAUGCGCGGUGGUCGCAACAAGUUCGGCCCAAUGUACAAACGUGACCGGGCCCUGAAGCAGCAAAAGAAGGCACUGAUCCGAGCCAACGGCCUGAAGAUUGAGGCCAUGAGUCAGGUGAUGCAGGCCGUGCCCACUGACCUCACCAUCUCCUCAGCCAUCCAGAACAUCCACUCAGCAGCCUCCAAGGGCCUUCCACUGAGCCACCACGCCGGCCACCACACUGGCCACCACCACCACCAUCAUCAUCACGCCACUGCCCUGCCCCCCACAGACUACGACCGCAGCCCAUUUGUCACUUCGCCGGUCAGCAUGGCAAUGCCGCCGCACGCCGGCAGCCUACAGGGCUACCAGGCAGCCUACGGACACUUCCAGGGCACGCGCACCAUCAAGUCAGAGUACCCAGACCCGUACACCAGCUCGCCAGAGUCCAUCAUGGGCUACGCCUAUGUAGAUGCCUACCAGUCAGGCUCGCCGCCCAGCUUCCCCCACCUGAUCGUAGAGCUGUUAAAGUGUGAGCCGGACGAGCCACAGGUUCAGGCAAAGAUCCUGGCCUACCUGCAGCAGGAGCAGGCCAGCCGAGGCAAGCACGAGAAGCUCAACACCUUCGGUCUAAUGUGCAAGAUGGCCGACCAGACACUCUUCUCCAUCGUGGAGUGGGCACGCAGCAGCAUCUUCUUCCGUGAACUCAAGGUGGACGACCAGAUGAAGCUGCUCCAGAACUGCUGGAGUGAACUCCUCAUCCUCGACCACGUCUUCCGGCAGGUGGUGCACGCCAAGGAGGGCUCUAUCCUAUUGGUCACCGGACAGCAGGUGGACUAUGCAGUGAUUGCUUCGCAGGCAGGAGCCACCCUCAACAACCUGUUGAGCCACGCCCAGGAGCUAGUGGCCAAGUUGCGCUCCCUGCAGCUAGACCAGCGGGAGUUUGUCUGCCUCAAGUUCCUGGUCCUCUUCAGCCUGGACGUGAAGAAUCUGGAGAACUUCCACCUUGUAGAAAGCGUCCAGGAGCAGGUCAACGCAGCACUGCUGGACUACGUCAUGUGCAACUACCCGCAGCAAACAGACAAGUUUGGUCAGCUGCUCCUCCGGCUGCCUGAGAUCCGAGCCAUCAGCCUGCAGGCCGAAGAAUACCUUUACUACAAACACCUGAACGGCGACGUUCCCUGCAACAACCUGCUCAUUGAAAUGCUACACGCCAAGAGAGCUUAGAAGAGGACUGUGCUACCCAUAAUGCAGCUGUGCGGACAUCCUUACAUCCAAAUAAUGAACCUCCAUCUCAGACUUGGUUAUGUGAUGACCCGGAGGACGGAGAGCAGUGUGUGUUAGAAACUCUUGUUUAUAUUGAACUCACGCUGAUGUUCAAGUUACAACUUGAAGUACAGAUCUGGACAAACACACGUGCACCGCAGAGACUGAUAAUGUGCAGAAAAACAGCAUCCCUUUA